Leucoraja erinaceus (little skate) is the source of this 4275-nucleotide messenger RNA. RefSeq names its product N-acetylglucosaminidase, alpha (gene naglu). The coding region runs from base 83 to 2317 and encodes 744 amino acids. The transcript has 6 exons. Lineage: Eukaryota; Metazoa; Chordata; Chondrichthyes; Rajiformes; Rajidae. The record is from RefSeq and is a predicted model, not a curated record.
UGGAGCGGUGAUUGGCCGAACUACCUGGAGCGGUGAUUGGCCGGACCACCGGGCGCUGUGAUUGGUUAAAAGGUCAGCUGUCAUGGCGCCUUGCGGCCUACAGCUUUUGCUCCUCAUCGUCACCGCGGCCUCGGCUGAGAUUCGCUUCCCGACUCUGGCGCACCUGCGGCCGGCCGCGAGCGACGAGGAGCAGACGGAGGCGGUGCAGGAGCUGUGCCGUCGGCUGCUUGGAUCCCGAGCCGGUGAUUUCGUGCUGACGGUAAAGAAGCCGCGGGCCGAGGCCGAGACGUUCGAGUUGCGUUCGCUGCCCGACGGGCGGGUGUCGGUGCUGGGCAGCAGCGGUGUGGCGGCGGCCAGCGGCCUCUAUUCGUACCUGCGCGACUUCUGCGGCUGCCAUGUGUCGUGGUCCGGGCGGCAGCUCGACCUCCCGACGCCGCUGCCUCGUCUGCCCGGGCCCCUGUGGGUCACGGCGCCCAACAGGUUCCGUUAUUAUCAGAAUGUUUGUGUAUACAGCUAUUCAUUUGUUUGGUGGAAUUGGGAGCGAUGGGAGAAAGAGAUUGACUGGAUGGCAUUAAGUGGCAUUAAUCUAGCCUUGGCAUUUACUGGUCAAGAAGCCAUAUGGCAACGGGUAUACCUUUCACUUGGACUCACUCAGGCAGAAAUUGACAGCUUUUUUGUUGGGCCGGCAUAUCUUGCGUGGGAGCGUAUGGGCAAUAUGCACAGCUGGGCAGGGCCAUUGUCAUAUUCCUGGAAUACAAAUCAGUUGAAUCUUCAGCACCAGAUUCUUCAACGGAUGAGAUCUUUGGGCAUGUUGCCAGUCCUCCCUGCCUUUGCUGGAUUUGUACCUGCUGCCUUCAAUAGAUUGUUUCCUAAAGAAAACGUCACGAGGCUCAGCAGCUGGGGGCACUUGAACUGUUCUUAUUCUUGCUCGUAUUUGCUGGACUCUGAGUCGCCCUUCUUUCAACAAAUAGGCAAGAUGUUUCAGUUGGAGCUAAUUCAGGAGUUUGGCACUGACCAUGUUUACAGUGCAGAUACAUUCAAUGAAAUGACGCCAAGGUCAUCAGAUCCUAAAUAUUUAUCUUCAAUCAGCAAUGCAGUCUUCAAGUCAAUGACACAAGUGGACCGUUCGGCAAUUUGGCUGAUGCAAGGAUGGCUUUUUCAGUCUUCAUUUUGGCGGCCAGCCCAGGUGAAGGCCUUGUUGCAUGGAGUACCUUUGGGGAGAAUGAUUAUUCUGGAUUUAUUUGCUGACAGUAGACCAGCAUAUUUAUUCACAGAAUCCUUCUAUGGACAACCUUUCAUAUGGUGCAUGUUGCAUAAUUUUGGUGGCAACACUGGAAUGUAUGGAACGGUGGAAACUAUCAACAGAGGUCCUUUUGAAGCAAGGGCUUUUCCGAAUUCCACCAUGGUGGGUACUGGAAUAACACCAGAAGGAAUUGAACAAAAUGAUGUUGUAUAUGAGCUAAUGAAUGAGAUUGGCUGGUGCAAAGAGCCCUUAAACCUCUCAAAGUGGGUUACGUCAUAUGCACAAAGACGGUAUGGAAAGAAAAAUGAUGGUGCAGUAACAGCCUGGUUGCUGUUGUUUCAAAGUGUCUACAACAAUACUUUCUAUCGGCAGGACCACAACAAAAGUCCAUUAGUUCACAGGCCCUCUUUAAAAUUGGACACUUCUUUAUGGUACAACAAGAGUCAUCUUUAUGAAGCAUGGAAGCAUAUGCAAAUGGCUGCUUCUGAGCUAUACUCCAGUGAAACCUUCAGAUAUGACCUUGUUGACGUGACAAGACAGUCAGUUCAACUUCUAACAUCAGAAUUUUAUGAAGACCUUAAGCUUGCAUUUUUUAAACAUUCCCUUGUGGGGUUGCAGACUUUGGGAAAUGCCUUAAUUCAUAACCUACUACCUGAUCUUGAUGACCUCUUGUCCAGUGACAAGCACUUUCUAUUGGGCCAUUGGUUAGAAACAGCUAGAUCCUUAGCAGCAACUGAAAAAGAUGCAAACCUGUAUGAAUUUAAUGCUCGUAAUCAAAUUACUCUUUGGGGACCAAAUGGAAAUCUUUUGGAUUAUGCCAACAAGCAGUGGGGUGGUUUGAUUAAUGAUUAUUAUGCCCCACGGUGGGAACUCUUUGUGUCAACACUGGUCAUCUGUCUUGAAAUGAGAGUUCCAUUCAAUCAAGCCCAUUUCAACCAAAUUUCCUAUAAAGUAGAGCAAAACUUUACCAUAAACAAAGUGAAGUAUCCAGAUAAACCAUUGGGAAAUACCAUUGAGAUAGCAAAAAAAAUGUUCUUGAAAUAUUAUCCCCAAGCAAUGAAAAUAAUUAAUUAAUCACAAACCCAAUUGUGAGCAUAAAUGUUUAGUAUGGGUGAACUUAAAUGGAAUUAUAUUUUUUGCUUAGCUGCAAUGUGCCUUCAUCAUAUACUGGUUAUUCCUAUAACUACAGGAUGUGCAGUGUAACCUCCAUAUACUGUUAGAUGUCAGCAGUCAAAUUUAACAGCCAUGGUGUACACAAUAUGCAUUAUAAGUGAAAUUAACACAACAAUUUUGGAAUCAGCACCCCAGUUCAUUUCCAUAACAUGGCUCUAGAUAUCAACAUGUGCACGCGGUCUGUUUCUUUUUCUUUCUCUCUCACCCCACUCCUUGUCCCGCACUUUCCCUCUCUCCCCCUCCUGCGUGCACUCUCCCAAUCACCACAUUUCCGGGCCUUUUCCAGAAUCAAUUGGUCCCUCCAGAAUGCUGCUAUUGUCGGAAUAAUUUUCUCGUAAACACCAAUUCAUUCCACAUGGCUGGAUUGUUGCUGCCUACCUGUAACCUUGGAAUAAAUGAGGCACAGUUUAGCACAAGGGACAUGAUGAGAAUAUUGGAACCAUAAAAUCUCAUGUAACUAUACAGAACAUAGGGCAGAUACAAACACCUACUCUCACUGGAGGAUAGGUCCCUUGCAGAUCGAUUGGGUACAUUUUCUCUCACUGGCACUCACUAGGUGAUGGUUAUGCACGCAUAGAUGCACUGGGAUAGGGAUCCUAAAUGUUUACCUGUUUGUAUAAUCUAUUUGCCUUAAUCUGCUCAACUAAUCCAUUAAUUUGUCUUUGUAAAUCUAAAACAGUGUAAAGAUUUGAGAACAUUUAGGAUACAGUUGUUGCCUUCUAAAUUGUAGGUUUAAUAAGUUAGGUCUUUAUUCUCUGGAGCGCAGAAGGUUAAGGGGGGACCUGAUAGAGGUCUUUAAAAUGAUGAGAGGGAUAGACAGAGUUGAUGUGGACAAGCUUUUCCCUUUGAGAAUAGGGAAGAUUCAAACAAGAGGACAUGACUUCAGAAUUAAGGGACAGAAGUUUAGGGGUAAUAUGAGGGGGAACUUCUUUACGCAGAGAGUGGUGGCGGUGUGGAAUGAGCUCCCAGUGGAAGUGGUGGAGGCAGGUUCAUUGGUAUAAUUUAAAAAUAAAUUGGAUAGGCAUAUGGAUGAGAAGGGAAUGGAGGGUUAUGGUACGAGUGCAGGCAGGUGGGACUAAGGGGAAAAAAAAAAUUGUUCGGCAUGGACUUGUAGGGCCGAGAUGGCCUGUUUCCGUGCUGUAAUUGUUAUAUGGUUAUAUAUGUUAUAUGGUUAAAUUUACAAUUAAAUAAAACAUCAAUCUUGGGAGACAAGAUCAUACCCGCUUCCAAUCUUUGGAUUUGUUGUUACGCUUGCACUUUCUUUAUCAGCACUUUCUUUGUGGCUGUAAGACUAUAUUCAGUAUUUUAUUUCCUAUGUCUUUUUGCACUAGCUGUGACACACUGGAGUGGCAUACCAGGCACUCAUGUCUUGUAUGAUCUGUCUGGAUAGUACGUAAAACAACGUUUUUCACUCUCUCAAUACGUGACAAUAACAGAUCAAUGCUAACAUUAAUUUUGCAAUACAUCUGUAAACACCAUAGAUGGAGAUUGCACUGUACUUAAAAUUAAAAAUAUAUUGAUCAGCUGAUGUCACAACCAUCAACUAAAACAUAAGAAUUAAACUUUUCUGUUUUUGAUGAACUUGUGUCAACCAUUUAGGAAAACUUGCGAUAUUUUGUGGUUUUGAUAAGACAUACUGCAUGAUUGAAAAUCUCUAAUAGGUGUCUGGUAUAUGGAGUCUAUAAUUCAUUAACAAAGAAGGGAAGAGAUUGAACUUUUUUCACCUUCCAUCAUAGUGAUGAAUGUGGAGGAGUCACUGUGGUGUUUUGGUGCUUUUUAUUGGUGUGACUGUAUGGCAAAUUAAAUUCCUCGUAUGUUGCAAAACAUACUUGGCUAAUAAAGUAUGAUUAUGAUGAUGA